AUACAUAGCUUUAUGUUAGUGACAGGCAGCCCACUCGUCGCUUGUGAUUCACAGCUAACGUUAGCCCUGGUCGGGCCCUUGUGUGACAGCUCGGUGCGUGACCCUUUCACUUGCACAGGACGUACUAUGGCGGCCGCGGAUCCCCGGUCCUCGAGUGACGGCGGACCGGCCAGCAGAGGAGGAAUCCCGGGCGGGGAGAGCAGCAAAGAUCGCGAUGGACCGGGCGGCAGCAACGGGGAAGGCGAACGGGAGCGAGCCACCUUCGAGUGCAACAUUUGUUUGGACACUGCCAGGGACGCUGUCAUCAGUAUGUGCGGACACCUCUUCUGCUGGCCCUGUCUCCAUCAAUGGUUGGAGACGAGGCCCAGCAGACAACAGUGUCCUGUGUGUAAAGCUGGCAUCAGCAGAGACAAAGUCAUCCCAUUAUAUGGACGAGGGAGCUCCAGUCAAGAGGACCCACGGUUGAAAAGUCCCCCACGGCCUCAGGGACAGAGAACAGAACCAGAAAGCAGAGGCGGCAUGUUCCAGGGCUUCAGCGACACUGGUUUUCACAUGUCGUUCGGCAUCGGCGCCUUCCCCUUCAGCUUUUUCACCACCGUCUUCAACACCAACGACCCCUUUCACCGCGCAGAUCAAUACGUGGGCGAUCCCCAAGGCAACCUCAACAACGGGAAUUACAACUGGCAGGAUUCCCUUUUCCUGUUCGUGGCCAUUUUCUUUUUCUUCUGGCUGCUGAGCGUGUGACGAAGAGGACGAACGGCGAGAGAGAAUGCGAGGCGGCACCCUGAUUGGGGAGGCAAUGGGUGGGGUCGGGGGGGAGGGGCGGGGGGUGGAUAAACAAAAAAACCACACACACUUUUUAACCAGAGCCACAGAUACACACUCGGAUGCUAACCUCAGCACUCGCCUGACACACAAACGAGGGGCGCUAAAGUGUAAUCGGCUUGACUGUAGGAGUAAUCCGUCUGCUUUUAGGGGAGAAGAGACAGUAUUACGUGGCUUAUUCCAGCGAACGUCCUUACAGGGACACGGGGAAGAGUUGUGGAAAGUGAAAACAGAGAAACAUUGAUGGUUACCAUAGCAACGGAUUUCUUGCCUCGACGGGACCAAACAAAAAAUAGAUUUGUGUUAUUUCCCCUGAAGGAAGCUACUAUUUGUCUUAACUGCCAGUACACUGUGAAGUUAUUUAAAACUGUCAUCUGCCAGGCACCAGAGCGAUCCCAAAAAAACCCGAAUAACAAUCUGCAGGCUAAUUGAACCAUAUUGGGAACUAGUAAUCUAUGCCACUUUUCAGUGAACUGCAAUGUAAAAUGUAAUAUAAAUCACACCUGAGUGAUGCAUUUGUAUAUAAUACAAUCUGUAAUAUACUUGUUUUUAUGUCUUUUGGAAUUCAUUAGUAGCACAGAGAUGCGUUUCUUUUUUUUAAUUUUGUUUUUUUUUAAGUUUUGCCUUUAGCCAGUGGUGUCUUCCAGAAAACAUGCACAGUACUCAUCUUGUGUCCCGUUAAACUGGCCGUGUCCAAAGUGCGGCCCGGGCGCCUGCAGCUCACCCCCUUCAGAACGUUACUCUGAAAAGAGAAAAGAAAAAGUAACGUAAGCCAUGAAUUUUCAAAUGUACAAAAAAAAAUUGGAAUUUGAUUAUUUAAGAUGCGAAAUGUGCUUAUUCUAUUUCGGAAUUUAAGUAUAUAACAUUUUUAGUUAUAGACAUGUUUUGGAUAAGUCUGUUUCCUCAUUGAGAGUGUUCCAUUUUGGAAAAAGUUUGGAUGAUACCAGGGUAUCUUUAGGAUGUCAUCAUUGAGGGCAUACUUGUCUGAUUGUUUGGUAUGUUGGCUAAUGUGACACUACACCUGGACACAUUGUGCAGACAAUAAUGUCUUCAAAUAUUAAAAUUGUUUAAAGCAUC
Nerophis lumbriciformis (worm pipefish) is the source of this 1902-nucleotide messenger RNA. It is a transcript of the gene rnf5, whose product is annotated as ring finger protein 5. NCBI's taxonomy places the organism in Eukaryota, Metazoa, Chordata, Actinopteri, Syngnathiformes, Syngnathidae. The record is from RefSeq and is a predicted model, not a curated record. Gene Ontology annotation, cellular component: endoplasmic reticulum. Gene Ontology annotation, biological process: ubiquitin-dependent protein catabolic process. Gene Ontology annotation, molecular function: ubiquitin protein ligase activity; metal ion binding.